CCUUCUAUGUUGUAGCGGCAUGGUGACAUGGUGCCAUGGCAGUGGGUGGCGCAUCGAGUCCCAUGCCGCAAGCUAACGCAGCUUGGGCAACACCAGAGGCUGCAAAAUGGUUGGAACAUCGCCGGCAUUUGCAGUCUAGCGUUGGGGGACGACCGAAGAAACAUGAGGUGAAGUCUGCCCAGCGGCCCGAUGCUGGUGCAGAAGGCAGAAACGAGGAGGCUCUGGCAGCACGUGAGGCGUUGCAAAGGUUCCGACGCCCACAUGUGUUGCACGCAGACGUGGGGGAGCUGACGCUACACUUGGCUUUGCUGGAUUUGAAGCUGGCUUGGUCCCGCGUCCAAGCUAUGGAAAGAGCACAAAAAAAACCUGAGCUUCAAGCGGAAAACGCACAGAAUAUGCAGCAUGUACUGUUUGAGACCGUGCGCUACUUUGUUUCUUUUCACCCCAGCUCUGUGAGGCUACCUACAGUGCAGUUGCCCAAAGAAACGCCGCGCCCAACUUCGCCCGAUGCAACUAACACGAAGUACAUGGCAUCACCCGCGCUGGCACCAUCGCCGAAGCAAACAUCAGAGACGGUGGUAUAUGAUUGGCAGGAAUCAGUGCGCUUCGAUGAACACAUGCAAAUGCUGAGUGACCACCUGGAUUCACACUUUCUUCUUUUCCUGUGGUGCAGCAAGAGUUCGCUCUUGAGUGAAUCGACCGUGCUUCUGGGCUACCGUCCCUUGCCUUUGCGUGAGCCAGAGCUCUAUGCCAGAUGGGCUACAUGGGACAUCUUGGACCUGAACACCAGCGAAGAGUUGGCGCAGCUGAGUCUGCGUUUGGAUGUCACUGCACCGCCAAACCAGAUCCGACUACCUCACCUUUCAGACGUUUCCAAUACCGGGUUCACGUUGAACUGGAGUGAACCUCUAGGUUCAUCUGCAAGCGCCUAUGCUGUUUCCGUGCAACCCAGUGAUGGUGCAGCAGCAGUAUCUAGACAAUUCACCACUGGCCACAGCGCAGCUUUGAGUGGUUUGCAGCCGGAUGCCACCUAUGUGGUGGACGUCAGGGGCAUGAAUCAGGCUGGUUGGGGAGAUAGCUGCAAGCUAGAAGCUUCCACCGCGCCACGGCGACAGGAGACCGAUGAUCAGCGAGUCCGUGUGACGACUUUGUGAGUGGCUGUGGCAAAAGCAAGUCCUUAAACGACAGCACUACACUACAUGCCCUUUUUUCUUUAUCCAAUUCAGACCAAGCACUAUUUGCAUCUCCUUGCUCAAAA
Molecule: messenger RNA, 1258 nt
Organism: Cladocopium goreaui
Lineage: Eukaryota; Dinophyceae; Suessiales; Symbiodiniaceae
Source: the annotation of a GenBank genome assembly